Messenger RNA from Lepisosteus oculatus (spotted gar), 5992 nucleotides. It is a transcript of the gene paox, whose product is annotated as polyamine oxidase. NCBI's taxonomy places the organism in Eukaryota, Metazoa, Chordata, Actinopteri, Semionotiformes, Lepisosteidae. Gene Ontology annotation, molecular function: polyamine oxidase activity. The record is from RefSeq and is a predicted model, not a curated record.
CAAAACUGUCCAUCGUCAGACUAGCAGCUCCAGGAUUCUGACCAGUACAGCAUUGAGCCUGUGCCUCUAAACAUCCUUUGUGGGACAAACCUGGGAUGAACCUGACUUUGAAUCAAACUUUUCAUUAUUUUGAAUCCAAUCAUCACUUGAAACUAUUAAAAUGAAUACAUAAUUUCAAAAAGAAACUUUUCACCCAAGCUGGGAAGAGAGACACUUCUCUAUACAAAGAGUUGUGGGAGUAUGGUAGAAUGCUGUCCAGUUGUGUUGUCAUAUUGCCUUUUUUUAUUUCAACAAACAGCCAGAAAGAGAUCCACCUACCUUGUGACUACCUAAUGCGUUACACUGGCUGAGUAGCCUCCUCUCAUUUGUAACGUUUCUCAUAUCCCUCAAUGGCUGAAUGGUGCAAUUGACUUAAAUAGCCUGGUUUCCGCCUGCUUCCAUUGCUUUAACCACUGAGGAGUUUCUCUUCCUGGAGAGCUGUGCUGCGUUCCUCCCUUCGCCACAGCUGGUGUCACGAGUGGGCUGAUGCUGCUAUAAUCUUGUCACGGUCUCCUGGCAGGUCCCCCUGGGAGUCCCUCCCAGCUGCACAUGUCCGCGCCCCUGUGCUCAGCACUUUGCGACCUCACGGUCAGAGGGAUGCCAGUCUAUCGCAGGGCCGCAGCUGAAGAGUCCAUCAGGGCGUUAACCUGGGCGUCCUCCGCCAUAAGGGUGAACCACGAACCAGGGGGCAUAAGUGGAGACUACAGGGAAAGCCUUUCGAAGCUUAACACAAAGGGGUGUGGGAGUGUGGAACAAGUUAACCUGCCACAUUGUUAAAGCUGAUACCCUUGUUUCUCUCACAAAUCAACUCCUGGGAUUACGUACCUAUUAACUAUCAAACAGACUACAUGGAAGCUCCAAAUGUCCUCAUCUCAUUUCUAAUGGUUUUAUGUGUUUUAUAUUGGAAGAACAUACAAACUCCACCAAAUGCCCCAAACCACCAUUAAACCCAGGAUUCUGGAGCAGUGAAUAAAACUUCAUCUAAAACGAGACUUUAAUUAAAUCAUUUUUUGCAUCAUUUUAUUGAUCAGCCCAGUACAAGCUUCACUUGACUGUCUCUGGGGAGGAAGCGGCCAGGCGCAGAAGGCGGCACGUUUCUGUCUGUAGUAUCUUUAUUUCAGGCGCGCACAUAAACACGGGGCUUAAGGUCAGGCAUAGUGAGGUGAGGCUGUUACUGCAAGAUGUGUCAUAGAAAUGCAUUGCGUUUCUAUUAUCUAUUAUUUCCGAGGGCACAGCAGGUGUCCAGAUACAGAGUACAGGAAGGCCUUGCAUCUGUCUCAAGAAGUCAUUUUAGUUUGCGUGAAAACAGAUUUGACAUUCCUAAAAGAAAUGAAAUCUCCACUUUUUACAGAAUGCCAUCCCCUGCUUAAUCCCACAAUUUUAACGUAAAUGCAGUCUUACAGAGCACGAGCCGUAUAUAAAAGUGGUUUUAUAGGGAUUGAAGCGUGCUGACAUUAUAUGGAUGUUUUAGAUGAUGGCACAUCAGCAGAUGGCAUCUUAUCUAACCCAGGACAGAAGGAAAAAUUAAAGUCUCCUGCAAGGAUAAUAUUAUUACAAUCCAUAGUAGUGAGUUGUCCAAACACAUCAAUAAAGAAUUGUUCAUCUUGCAUACUGUACAUCCUAUCACCACUUCUUCCCCAUAUAGUAAUCCCUUAACUAUUCCAACACUACCUUCUUUAUCCACAUAAGUUGAGUUGACUGUAAAUGGGAGAUUCUUAUGAAUGAGAAUAACCACACCUCGUUUUUUGGUGGAGAAUGAUGAGUAAUAAACUUGCCCUACCCAUUCCCUUUUAGGUUUUUUAUUGUUCCAGAUCAUUCAAGUGCGUUUCCUGUAAAAAUGCUAUGUGAAUCUUAUCUCGUUUCAGGACGUUCAGAAUCUUUUUCCUUGUAACUACGCUAUUCACCCCUUUUACAUUCUAAGUGCGUAUCUUAACACUAUUCGUGGUGUUUUUUUAGUUGUAAUACGGUAACGCGGUGGCUGAAUCGCAGUAUAAUGCAACAUAACAGUAAAUAGCAAAUAGAGCAGCUGCACUUAACUGUUCCAUACAUUUCGAAGAAAAAAAAACGUCUUGGGGAAAAAUCAGUUUGUGACCACACACAGUACAUGAGGUACAGUAACAGCACUUGUCAGGUAUUUAAGAAAGAAAAAAAGGAACUUUGUUAACAUCGAGUAACGGUGAUAAAGACAAAAAAAAACAGUCUUAGAACAAGAUUGCUAGACUCAGUCUGCAAACUAAACUAAGAAAAGGUCCAACAAAAUUGUUUAGCUUCUCUGCGUAGUUAACAGAGCAGUGUAACUAAAGGUUGCCGCUGGUCACGAAGCUGCGGCAGUCAGCAAUGAGGUACGCUCAGAUAUAGGGGGCUCAACUAUUACACUAAAAACAAAAACUGUCUACUCCUCGCCAACAUAAUUCGUUACAGUCUUAAAUUUCUAUACAAAACAGUAUCAUCCUUGUUUCAACAUGAACAUUAAUAUAUAAAAAAAAACAGAAUCUUAAAAAUAGAGAACAUUUAAAACGUCAGAGAAGGUUCCACCUGCAGGCAUAACCGCUCAGUUCUCUGCUCGGUCAGAUCUACAAACUAAAGCCACUAUAGCCUGCUCGUUCAUCAGCGGACCUCUCACGUCCUAUUCAGACGUGGGGGAUUGCUGCUGAAUAUGUUUAAGGAAGUUCUCUGCUUCUUCUAAGCGUUAAUGAUCGCGGGAUACGGGAACGACUACCUCAGUCCAGCAUCACGCAGCCUCCUUCUCGCGUCGGCGGCUUCCGCCAUCUUUUCCUGCACCUCGACCGAGAAGUCUCGGAGGAUGGAGACUCUUUUCCCCUCCGCCAUGACUUCUUUCUUGGCCCUGGCCGCUUCCAUUACCUUCAUUACCUGUCCCGGUAGUUGUGCAGCCUCACCAGCACGACGGCCCUGGGUACAGGUGUUCCGCCCCCCGACUUGAUUUCGUCCCCCUUCAUUUUCAUGCCAAGGGUUUCAGGGAUUAUAUGGAUGUUUUUUAAAAAAAAAAUUAAAAAGCAGAUGAGACUGCGGAAAACUCCGAAAUGUAGUUUUAAAUCAAAGUUUCCGUGUUUUGAUAACUUGAACUUUGCAGCAGUGUCAAAUCGCUGUUUUGUAAUUAACCCUACAAACCCCUUGACAGCAAACACUCCACAGACACAAUGUUCAGGUACACAGAUUUCGAAGUUCGGUCGUAAAGUUGGGCGGUGCAGUUAGGAGAGUAAUAAAAAAGCAAAGUACUGUACUGUGCACUUCUCCCGUCUCUGCAGGGAAGCUCUCCAGCGCCCUCUUGAGGAAAAGUUUCCAAAUUCAAAGUGGAUAAAAUACGUACAAUUCCAAUACAGAACGGAAUUUUAGAAAUUAACUUUCAGCAUUGUAUCGCAUGUAUGCAUUUUAAAAAUAAACGUAUUUAUAAAUGUCACUGACGUUGUUUAAACAUAUCGUCUAAAAAAGCUCUCAAUAGCUUAAAAAAAUACCCCAAGGACAUACAGAUCGGUAGUAAAAACGUGGUCGUGAUCAAUUCUCCCGUACUUGAAAAUCCUUCAGAAAAAUACACAUAGCUGGCAAAAGCAGGACAAAAACGUACCGCGAUGCACCCGCUACGUUUGAAAAAGCUUUAGAUCCCUCGCUGGUCUAGAAAGCGGUGGCUCUUUUACACAGCUAUUCAGUGGCGGAACAACAGCGGGCUCGGUGCGGGAACAGGUUGAGCGAUAGCGGCUCUGUCACGUGUCGACGUGUACUCUGGCUCGAGCGUGUGCAGGGGGUCGCGUUCUGCAGUCUGUCGCCGCUGUGCAGAAACUACAGGCUUGAAAGGCAACAUAACCGCCGUUUGACCUCGACAGGAGCAAGCAGCUGCUGCCGCUUUCUGCAAUCGUACCUGACGUCUGCAGGCUUGGCGAUGGCUCUCUGCUAGUGGACGUGGCGCACGGAGUAUUAUCAUAUAGGAAGCCGCGAGUGAAAGCUUGCCAUCGUAAUGGCUUGCUACUUCCAGGGUGUAGAUUCCCAUAUCGUCAUUGUUGGAUGCGGUAUCUCGGGGAUAGGAGCUGCCCAGAAGCUGAUCAAGCAUGGUUUUAAAAACGUCCGCAUACUCGAAGCCACUCAGAGGAGCGGCGGGAGGAUAAAAACGACGAGGUUAGGAAAUAAAAUCGUGGAGAUUGGCGCUAACUGGAUCCACGGCCCAUCCAAGGAGAAUCCCGUGUUCCGCCUGGCCUGCCGGUACAGGCUGCUGGACGAAGAGGCUCUGAGCGAGCAGAACCAGGCACUAGAUGUGGGGGGUCACCCGCCGUUCAAACCCAACUGGUUCUGCAGCUCGGGCGGGAAACUGGGGCCCGACGUGACGGAGCCGGUCGCCGCGCUCUUCGCGAGCCUCCUUCAGCAGAGCCAGCAGUUCCACGCAGAGCAGAGGGAGCCCGUGCCCAGCGUGGGCGAGUUCCUGAAGGGGGAGCUGGCGCGCCACGCGGCCCAGUGGGGGGACGGCCCGGCCGCCAGGCGCCUCAAGCUGGCCGUGGCGAGCGUGCUGCUGAAGCUGGAGUGCUCCAUCAGCGGGGCCCACAGCAUGGACUGCGUGGGCCUGGGCGCCUACGGGCUGUACGAGACCCUGCCAGGUCUGGACUGCACUUUCCCCAGAGGUUACGAAGGCUUAAUAGAUGCCAUGAUGAAAGAACUACCACGUGGAAUUGUGUCGUACAGCAGACCGGUCAGAUGUAUCCACUGGGAUGGCGCUUUUAGAAGGGCGGGGAAGACGUUCCCUGUUCUAAUCGAAUGUGAAAACGGAGAAACCUUCCCAGCAAACCACGUUAUCGUCACUGUUCCAUUAGGCUACCUCAAAAAACACCAAGACACGCUCCUGAGUCCAGCGCUGCCCCUCGGUAAGGCACACGCCAUUCAGAGAAUGGGCUUCGGGACCAACAACAAGAUCUUCCUGGAGUUUGACGAGCCCUUUUGGGACCCAGACUGCGAGGUCAUCUACUUUGUGUGGGACGACGAGUCCCCUGUCACUGACGUGGUGCCAGAUGUGCAGAAGUACUGGAUGAAGAAACUGUUCGGCUUCACUGUUCUCCGACCCACUGAAAAGUAUGGGCAUCUGUUGUGCGGCUGGAUUGCUGGGGAAGAAUCGGAGUACAUGGAGACGCUCUCUGAGGAAGAAGUGAAGCAGUCUAUUACACAGGUCAUUCGCAGGUUUACAGGAAACCCAGUGAUCACCCCAAAGAGGAUUUUGCGAUCCCAGUGGCACCUGGACCCCUACACGUGUGGGUCAUACUCCUAUGUGGCGGUGGGGUGCUCAGCUUCUGACAUUGACAGCAUCGCCGAGCCACUUCCUUUGAAGCAGUCGCAGUCAGAGCCACUGCAGGUGCUUUUUGCUGGCGAAGCCACAAGCAAGUCGUUCUUCUCCACAACCCACGGGGCCCUGCUGGCAGGGUGGAGAGAGGCAGACAGGCUCAUCGCUCACCACACCACCUCGCCUCCAUCUGCGCCACUCAACUCCAGGCUGUGAAGAACUAAGAGUCUCUGAGAACGUCUUUCACUCCCGCUGAGAAUGCACGAUAGACUGGAAAGAGUGGGGACAUCUAGUGCCUUAUAUUCUGAGAUUUUAAGUGCACAUUUUGAAAAACAAUUGCAUAUGCACAGUUCCAAAAGGAUGAUAAAAAUGUUAAAAUGUAUUCAGUUAAUUAAAAGUAUUUUAGAUACUUGACUUGGUAGUGCUUUGUGUUGAAAAUUUUUAAAAUGAAUGGUGUUCUCCUAAUAUCACCACAUGAAAUCCUCAGCAUCACACAAAACGGUAAGAAAAUAUGAACUUCAUCUGAUCAUGAUAUGUAUAUAUACUAUAAACGUGCUUCUUUCUUCUGGUGCACUGAUUGCAUAUGGUCAUCAAUCAAAAAAGGAAUACAUUUUAAACUGAUUCUGUUUGUCAACCCAUCUGUAUUUAAACUCAAAAUAAAAAAGCACUUCCUCAUUG